ACGUCUGUUCCCUUAGAAAGCUGGGCUGGGAGCGUGGGAUGCAGUCGGUAACCGGAGCCCUGUCGUUGGCCUUCUUCCUGGGCUUGAUUUACAGGAGCGCCUCCCUCUAUCAUCCGCAACGACGGGCCAUGUUACACGUGAAGAAUCAACGGAGUGGCAAGCUGAAAGAGAAGAAGACCCCGUCGAAGCCACCGCGGCAGCCGUGGGUGGAUCUCAGCCCCCUGGGAAGCCGACCUGUCAGAAUGUUGAUGCUGGCCGCUGGUGCAGCCGGUUUCGGCCUUUAUACACCCGCCUUUUACAUCGCUGUCCAGGGAUACAAAGACGGUUUAGAGGCGAGCGCGGUGGUGCUUCUGCAGACCUGUCUGGGUUUGGCAGCGGCCCUCGGCUGUGCGGCUUGGGGAGUCGUUACCGCCAGACCAUCCGCCCAGUGCCUCGUGUCCAGGCAAUAUCUCUGCCAAGCAGCACUGCUCGGAGUUGCUAUAGCUCAGGUGGCGUUGGGCAGCGUGCAAGGCUAUCACGGGCUGGUUCUGGCUUCCGGUUUAUACGGCGCGUCCUUGGGCGGUGCUCUCUACUCCCUAAAAAUGCUGGCCCUCGAAAGACUGAGGGCGAGACACUUUGCACGCUCCUGGGCACUCGUGCAGGCCGCAGAAGCAUUACCUAUUCUUCUCGGAGUUCCUCUUACCGGUUACAUGAACGCGAACAGCUCGAGGGUGGGUUACUACGCGUGCACGUUAAGUUCCUUGUGCGGUGCAGCGUUGCUCUUCCUGGUUGGCUGGGGCCGCCAGCCUGCGUCACCGUUUCUUUCUGCCCCGAACCUGUCCAACGUGAGCAUACCGCCGCCGUGUGCGUGCCCUCCGCCGCCAAGGCCAAGGUUGCCAAAGUCGCAGUCGUUGCACGUACCGUUGGACGUGCCGUUGGAGGAGAGCCUUCGCGAGAGAGAGAUGGAGAGGAUGCACACUGCCGAACACUAUUAUCAGCCGCAAUUCUACGGCCCUCUGAGACCCAGCAAGAGCGUUCCAGAGGGUUUGAGUCAUCAGGACUCGUACAGGAGUCGGCCAAGACGACACAGAGACGUCACGGUGAUCGAGCAGAUCACCACUAGCGUUUAAUUAAUUAAAAAUUGCGGGGGGGGAGGGGGGAGAAAGAGGGUGGGAGAGAGAGAGAGAAAGAAGGAAUCAAAUAUAGUUGGUUGAUUGAAGCUUGGAGCUGUGAUGGAGUUGUUGACUGUUAGUUGUUUUAGAUUGGGCCUGACCAACUCUCAAACUGUUCCACGUGGUCGAAAAGAUUUUUCAUUUAGGCUUUUGUUGGGUGAAAUAGCAGGCUUGAACUAAAAGUACUGGUCUAGGUAAAUUUUUCUGCCCUUUGAGUUAUAUUUAUGUGUAUUAAAUUUUCUAGCAAUAUUUAGGUCAAUAUUAAAUUUCCUAAUUUAGGUUUUUGUUUGGUGAAAUAGCAAGCUUAAACUAAAAGUACAGGUUUAGGUAAAUUUUUAUGCUCUUUUGAGUUAUAUUUAUGUGUAUUAAAUUUUCUAGCAAUAUUUAGGUCAAUAUUAAAUUUCCCAGCAAUCAUUUAGGUUUUUAUUUGGUGAGAUAGUAGGCUUAAACUAAAAGUACAAGUCUAGGUAAAUUUUUAUGCUCUUUUGAGUUAUAUUUAU
Messenger RNA from Frieseomelitta varia, 1651 nucleotides. RefSeq lists its product as uncharacterized. The record is from RefSeq and is a predicted model, not a curated record. Lineage: Eukaryota; Metazoa; Arthropoda; Insecta; Hymenoptera; Apidae. Gene Ontology annotation, molecular function: monocarboxylic acid transmembrane transporter activity. Bases 39 to 1109 code for a protein of 356 amino acids. The transcript has 4 exons.